AUGAUAGAACCUUCACGGCGAUUUUCAACUCAGUUGGAAGCACCUCCUUUUGAAAAGACCACUAUUCUUAAGCCGCUUGUGGUAGAGUUUCGAGGGGCCCAACAAUUUGUGUAUCCCGAAAUUCAGGCCAAAAUUAGACCAGGGUUCUUCACAUUGGAUGGGAAAUGGACCUGCUACCGACGGAAUUAUUUCGCAGUUGACUGCAGCUUUGGUCUCCAUCCUUGGCCAUCGACAGUGCCUCUUUUCAUCCGUCUUUAUGACCAGAUUCUGGAACCAAUUAAGGGAUUUGGAAUGAGCAUCUCUGUAAUCGUGGACGGAUCCUGUAACGAAACAUGCCCCUUGAUACAACACACGCCAAAACGAGAUAAGCAGUCCGAGCGAACACCCGGUCCAGUGAUCCUACAGCCGAUGCCACCACCAUCGCUCACCACCUGCUCAACUGGAGCUGGUGAGUAUGGCGGCUUCGCUCUCAGUUCACCGUCUCUAAACUAUAACCUUGGGUUCGCAGAACCAUCGCAACCCUGUCAACCUCCCACUUCGCACCUCUUCGAACGGAUUCAAUUCCAAAAGGCCACUGCCAACAACGGCAAACGCCGUGCUCAACAGCAAUAUUAUAAUCUGGUUGUGGAGCUUUACGCCGAGGUACCACGUGGCGAAGUGUCAGACUGGGUACAAAUUGCCCGUCGACAUUCGUACCCAAUGGUAGUGUGA
Molecule: messenger RNA, 711 nt
Organism: Penicillium angulare
Lineage: Eukaryota; Fungi; Ascomycota; Eurotiomycetes; Eurotiales; Aspergillaceae
Product: NDT80 / PhoG like DNA-binding family protein
Exons: 1
Coding region: 1-711 (236 amino acids)
Biological process (GO): positive regulation of transcription by RNA polymerase II; meiotic cell cycle
Cellular component (GO): nuclear chromosome
Molecular function (GO): DNA binding; DNA-binding transcription factor activity
Source: RefSeq, a predicted model, not a curated record